AGCAGGGAAGACACAGGUGGAUGGUGGGCAGGAUCAUGUAUAACCCAACGCGGUUUUGAAGGAAUACCUGUAGUGACAGGUGUCAUAUUUGAAAGGGAGAGAACCAUGUCCAUCACUGUCAAUCUAAAGAAGAUUAUUAACUUGCCAGGGAAAUAUGACCGCAAAAUUGAGCUCUCUUUCAGGGGUUUUACCCAUAAAACUAAGAUCCUUCAGUGUGAGAACAUCGCCAUUUUCAAUGAGCACUUCCGAUGGCCUCAUUAUGGGAAGAUCAUCAGAGACGAGGUGCUGUCCAUCAGCGUCUACAACUGCAGCAAGAUGUUCAGCAACCGGUUGCUGGGGAAACUGGUGAUCAGUCUGCAACAUGUGGUGACAGCGGGGAGACUGGUGCUGAGGGAGCCCCUCACAGACACUCACUACAGCCUGACUGAUGUGUACGUGGAGCUGGACGUCAGGUAUCACCCUGUGCAGGGGGCAGCGGGAGGCUGGGAGAGUGCGGACUUCCUGACUGUGGAGGACGAAGAUGAUUCUGCGUUGGUCAUCAGAAACACAGGCUUCGAUGAUCCCAGCUCAAAGCAGCCAGCACGAACACAGAAGCUGGAUCGAGAGGCCCGGGUGCUUGGUCGCAGUUUGAUCAGAACUGGUGAGGAAGAUGAGGAUGAGGAUAAUGAUGAUGAUUAUGAUGAUGAUUAUGACAUGGCCGACAUGGAGUCUGCCAACAUUACCUUCACCCCCCUCCUCAGUCGCUGCCGGCCUUUGUCAAAACAUGAGCUUGCGGCCGCACCCAAAGUGCAGACGUUUCAGGUAAACGUGAAUGUGAUGGAGGCUCAGAAGCUGGUCGGGGUGAACAUCAAUCCUGCCGUCUACGUGACGAUAGGGGAUGAGAAGAAACACACGGCCACACAGAAAUCCACCAACUGCCCCUUUUACAAUGAGGCAAGUCAGGUCUCUUAA
Clupea harengus (Atlantic herring) is the source of this 951-nucleotide messenger RNA. RefSeq names its product fer-1-like protein 4. The transcript is spliced from 9 exons. The record is from RefSeq and is a predicted model, not a curated record. Lineage: Eukaryota; Metazoa; Chordata; Actinopteri; Clupeiformes; Clupeidae. Bases 106 to 951 code for a protein of 281 amino acids.